Molecule: messenger RNA, 1830 nt
Organism: Camelus dromedarius (Arabian camel)
Lineage: Eukaryota; Metazoa; Chordata; Mammalia; Artiodactyla; Camelidae
Product: zinc finger protein 624
Exons: 5
Coding region: 417-884 (155 amino acids)
Biological process (GO): regulation of DNA-templated transcription
Source: RefSeq, a predicted model, not a curated record
GUGGUCCCGCCGUCCGGCCUCGGCGCCUCCUUGCGCCCGGGCAUCGGCUGCUGGGCCUUCUGGGUCCGCCGCGCGGUUGGGCCUCGUUGGUUCCGUGAAACAGCGGCUCGUGAAGGCCCCGUGGCGGCCUGCAUGCCCAAGACUCCCAGGCCUGUGGAGGUAUAAGAGUGGAUCUGCAGAGAUUGGGUGUGAGGAUUUCUGGCAUGUGACCCAGUCCUCACUGCUCCUGGUUCCCUAUUCUGCCCUCUUUGGAAUCUUCUGGCCCUGAGAGAUCUGUGAAAAGAGGAGAAAAUGGCACCUGAGUUCCUGGCAGCAAGACCCCCAGAACAAAGCAGCUGCCUGAGCAUGAAGGCCACGGGACGCCCCCCACGAGUUCCACCUUUGGCGGAGACAACACCUCCUGAAACUCCCUCUGGAUGUUCCAGGUGGAGUUUGGACAGGCUGCAGAGAGUUUCCCCCAGCAGAGCCACUGGGGCUCAGGGGAUUCCCUUCCUAACAGGGAGGGCAAGAUGUGGGAACAUGUAGAAGCUGGAGCCACCUCAGAGUCCAAGGAGACAGCACUGCCUUCUGAGGGCUCUGCCCUUCUUCAGGAAGAGGAGGAAAUGCCCAAAUUACAGGAGCUGGUGACAUUCAAGGAUGUGACUGUGGACUUUACCCAGGAAGAGUGGGAGCAUCUGGACCCCUCUCAGAGGCACCUGUACAGUGAAGUGAUGUUAGAGAACUAUGGGAAUCUCAUCUCCGUGGGUGAGAACAGCAUCUUCCUGAGCCCACCUGCUCUCUCAGUGGUACCGUGGUGUGGAGUAAAUCCUAAGGGGAUUUGUAUUUGGAGGUCCACACAUUCCAUAUCCCUUAUGGUAGUAGGUAUCAGAUUUGAGAGUGCAUAAAAAUACCUGAGAUGAUGGUUAGAAAUGCCAGUUCCUGUCCAAAUUAGAGACUAAAGAGAUAAGACAACUAAAUGUGGUAUGUUAUCCUAGAUAAGAAAUACUGAAGAAAAGAGCACUAAAGGGGACAUAUUUGUGACAAUUGGCAUCGUUUGCAAAUUAACUGUGGGCUAGAUAGUAAUACUGUGUCCAUGUUAAGUUUCCUGAUUUUGAUGACUGUACUGCGGUUACGGAAAAGAAUGCCCCUGUUCUUAGGAAAUGUACACUGAAGAAUUCAGUCAGAGACCCACAGGCCUGUAACUUUCUCUUAGAUGGUUUAGAAAAGAACUGUGUGUGUGUGUGUGUGUGUGUGUGUGUGUGUGUGUGUGUGUGUGUGUGUAGAGAGAGAGAGAACAUAAAGUAAAUGGAUCAAAUAUUAACAACUGGUGAGUAUGGAUUAGGGUUCCAUGGGCCUUCUGUGUAUUAUUACUCUUGCCAUUUUUCUCUAAAAUAAAAGAUUACCCAGAAAAACCUAUAUCCCUAGGUUCCAUCACCAGGGCUACUGAGUCAGUGGAUUUGGGAUGGAGUCUGCAUUUUUGACAAGUCUCUUCAAACCACACUUUGGGCAGUGCUUCUCCGGUGGACGCAGAAUCAUUACUGCCUGUUCAGCCCAUGAGAGUUAUUACAGGUGUAUAUGACCAGCGGGCCUCUUCACCAAAGUCCCCGGGAACUCCUAGAACUUUUGCUUUUAGGAAAAAUACUUCUUUGUUCAUUUGUUUCUGUGUGUGUGUGUGUAUGUAAGUAAAUGUGAAUCGUAAUAUUCAUGUGUAAUGGUUUUAUUCAUCUUUCUCAGUCUUCCAAGGACCUUCAUGAAUACCAAGGGAUACGAUUUGCCUGGAGGGAGGGUCCUUGUCCACAUCACAGUGCCCUAAUCCACGUCUUUCCCCUCAAGCAGGACAUCUGCUGUCCA